Molecule: messenger RNA, 303 nt
Organism: Enterospora canceri
Lineage: Eukaryota; Fungi; Microsporidia; Enterocytozoonidae
Source: the annotation of a GenBank genome assembly
AUGAUAAAGGGCGUAUUGGAUGAGCAGAAGGUGGCCAAUGCACUUGAUAGGCAGAUUGAGGCAGAACAACUCAUCAAAUACCUUGAGAGACACACAGUGAAGAGCAACAAUGAGAAUGUGAUCAAUCAGAUCAGAAUAUGGAGAAAUAAGAGAAACAGAAUCAGUAGGGAAACUGGAUACUUAUACGAUGAGUUUGAUAACUACAAUGAGUACAGGAAUUACAUUGAGAAGGCAGGCACUGAUGGAAUAAUAUACAAGAAUGACGAAGAGAGGAUGAUAUUCAGUAGAAGAAGAAUAGUCUGA